GCGAAAAAUAAAAUAUACUUAUUUACCGAAAAAAGAAAAGAAAUUUAACCAACAAUCUAACAGGGAAAUAGCCACUAAACGAGGAAAUGUCUGGAUCCGGUAGUGGCCACGAUCAGUCGACUGAUAUAUUUUCAGCCGAGGGCCGCGUCUUUCAGGUGGAAUAUGCCUGCAAAGCGGUGGAUAACGGCAGCACGGCGGUGGCGGCAUGUUGUACGGAUGGAGUGGUGCUCGCGGUAGAAAAAAUUCACUCUAGCCGCAUGCUUGAGAAAGGAUCGAAUAACCGCAUCCACACGAUUGAUCGUCAUUGUGGUGUGUGUAUCUGCGGAAUGCUUCCAGACGGCCGAGCGAUUAUCUCCCGCGCGCGCGAGGAGGCCGAAAACAGCCGUCAGGUCUUUGAUUCCCCUAUUUUGGGAUCGGUACUGGCUAAACACAUUGGUAGUUUUAUGCAUGCCUACACCACCCAUUACUACUAUCGUCCGUUCGGGUGUUCGGCGAUUAUCGCGUCGUACACGGACGACGGGCCGCAGUUAUACGUGAGCGAUCCAAGCGGUACGGUUGCUGGGUACUACGGGAUUGCACUCGGCAAAGCCAAAACAAUCGCCAAGACCGAGCUCGAAAAGCUGAAUUAUUCAACCUUAACCUGCCAGGAGGCGGUUGAGAAGCUCACAAAAAUUCUUCACGAUGUGCAUGAUGCCCAAAACGAUAAGGUAUACGAAAUAGAGGUGGCAUGGGUAUGUGAUAAGUCAAAUCGCAAAUUUGAGCACGUAUCUUCGGAUUUGAUUCCACAGCUGCCUGGGCAGUAA
Phytomonas sp. Hart1 is the source of this 803-nucleotide messenger RNA. NCBI's taxonomy places the organism in Eukaryota, Euglenozoa, Kinetoplastea, Trypanosomatida, Trypanosomatidae. The record is from the annotation of a GenBank genome assembly.